Scatophagus argus is the source of this 6655-nucleotide messenger RNA. Its product is annotated as zinc finger protein 236-like. Gene Ontology annotation, molecular function: RNA polymerase II cis-regulatory region sequence-specific DNA binding; DNA-binding transcription factor activity, RNA polymerase II-specific. The record is from RefSeq and is a predicted model, not a curated record. The transcript has 32 exons. NCBI's taxonomy places the organism in Eukaryota, Metazoa, Chordata, Actinopteri, Scatophagidae. Gene Ontology annotation, cellular component: nucleus. Gene Ontology annotation, biological process: regulation of transcription by RNA polymerase II. The coding region runs from base 78 to 5645 and encodes 1855 amino acids.
AUGCCGUCUACAGAUAACCGAGUCGCCAUUUUGAAAAGCAAAUCGUUCACAGCACACCCAUCCUGAGUACUGGAACUAUGCCGCGGGGCCGGCCUCGCAAACUGAGAGUUAAAAGCAACGACGAAACAGAUGCGGAUCCAAGUGACACUAAGGCAGAAAGUUUCAGUGAUGGAGAGCUCAAGGACAAGAAAUGCACGAUAUGCUCCCAGAUCUUUACGACUGAGAGCCAGCUGCAGAAGCAUCUCCGGGAACAUGAGAGCAACGAUAAGCCUCAUCGAUGUGACCAUUGCCCACAGACAUUUAAUGUGGAGUUCAACCUCAUACUCCACAAAUCCACACACACAACCUCAGACUUCACCUGCCCGGUGUGCAAUAAAAAGUUCUCCCGCAUCGCCAGCCUUAAAUCUCAUAUCAUGCUGCAUGAGAAGGAGGAGAAUUUAAUCUGUGCAGAGUGUGGAGAUGAGUUUGUUCUUCAGAGCCAGCUCUCUCUGCACUUGGAGGAGCACCGUAAAGAAUUGUCAGGCAUCAAGGUCUACUCCUGCAAGACCUGCGACAAGGAAUUCAAGACAUCUGCACACCUCAAGGAGCACAUGAAGAGUCACGUCAAGAUGAGGCCACUCACCUCUAGUUCCAGAAACUACAAGAAAAACAUUGACCGCAGUGGGUUUACAAACAGCUGCCAUCACUGUGGAAAGGCUUUCAAAAAGCCCAGCCAGCUUGUUAGGCACAUACGGAUACACACGGGUGAGAGACCCUACAAGUGCACACAUUGCGGCAAGGCUUUCAACCAGAAGGUGGUGCUGCAGACUCACAUGGCGAGACACACUGGAGAGAAACCUCAUCUCUGCAUGUUCUGCCCAGCUUCCUUCUCCCAGAAGGGCAAUUUGCACUCCCAUGUUCAGAGAGUUCAUUCUGAGUCUAAAGGCGUACCGCUGUUCCCGUGUAUGGACUGCAGCUGUUCUUUCAAGAAGCUGGGCAGUCUGAAUGCUCACAUUAGCAAGAUGCACAUCUCUGUGAUUGAGGUGCCCUCCAGCACUCCGGAGACAGAGACAACAAGUCAGGCCCCUGGAGGGUCAGAGGGGGGCGAGGGGGUGACAGACGUCAUCCAGCAACUCUUAGAGCUGUCUGAACAGGUCAGUGGAGAGGCAGCACAGCCCCAACCUCAAGAGCCAGCUAUCACCAUGGAAACUGCCAUCAACCAGGACAUCCUGCAGCAAGCUCUGGAGAACAGUGGACUUAGUGUGGUCCAACCGCAGGGUGAUGCCACCUCCAGAGAGUCACAGAAUCAGACCACUGAGGGUGCUGCAGUAGAAAGCAAGAAAGUACAAGGUCCUGACAAACCAGUCAGGGAGAAGAAAAGGAGCAUUUUCAAGAAGCCUAUACAGAUGCCAGGCUCCAUCAGGGAGGAGAAUGGUGUGCGCUGGCAUGGCUGCCCAUACUGCUCCAAGGAGUUCAAGAAGCCCAGCGAUCUUGUUCGCCACAUCCGCAUCCACACCCACGAGAAGCCUUUCAAGUGCAAACAGUGCUUCAGAGCUUUUGCUGUCAAAAGUACCCUCACAGCACACAUGAAAACGCACACGGGCAUCAAGGCCUUUGAGUGUCAGUGCUGUCUGAAGUGCUUCUCCACUUCUGGCAGCAUGAAAGUACACAUGCGUCUGCAUACAGGUGUCCGUCCUUUCCCCUGCCCUCACUGUGACAAGAUCUUUCGUACAUCUGGCCACAGGAAAACACACAUUGCUUCUCACUUCAAAAGCCUACAGCAGAAGAAGCACAAGUUUCCCCGAAAAAGCAACAAAGCCAAAGUGUCCAAGAGUAGCCUACCUCUGCCUGAUAUCCCCCUGCAGGAACCAAUCCUCAUCACUGACUUUGGCCUCAUCCCAUCCCAGAACCCUCGCUUGGCUUUCCAACAAUACCUGGAUGUGGUGGGCAAUGAUCGGCCAUACAAGUGCCAGUACUGUAGUAAGGCCUACAAGAAAUCAAGCCAUCUGAAACAGCAUGUCAGGUCUCAUACAGGAGAACGGCCCUUCAAGUGUUUGCAGUGCAGUAGGGGUUUUGCCUCCUCAGGGGUCCUUAAGGCUCAUAUAAGGACUCACUCAGGCCUCAAGGCGUACAAGUGCGUGAUGUGCGACACAACGUUCACCACCAGUGGCAGCCUGCGACGCCACAUGACCACACACAGUGACCUGCGACCUUACAUGUGUCCCUACUGCCAGAAGACCUUCAAGUCGUCACCCAACUGCAGGAAGCACAUGAAGACACACAGGUAUGAACUGGCCCAGCAGCUGCAGCCUCAGUCAACAGAAGACCCCUUAGGAGGAGGUCCCGUUGCCCAUGAUAUGCAGGUGGAAAUAGAGGGAGAUUCCCUCCAGCAACCACCUGCUACCUCAGCAGAACAGCAAAGCAUCCUGGGACUGGGCCAGACAGAGGUGGUGAAUGGAAGUCAACAAGUGACGUUGGAGGCACCCCUGACUGACCAACCCCUUGUUCAAGGAGAAGACUCAUAUGUGACAACCCAACAUGCUUUGCCUCAGAAUAUCAGCCAGUUUGAGACACCAGCACUGCCUCAGCCUGCCUUUGAUCAGCAAGCUCUAACACAAGGCUUCACCAUCACUGAAUCGACCUACAAUCAACCCCAGUUCUCUGCUGUCCAGCAGCUGCAGGAUUCCAGCACCCUGGAGUCUCAGGCUCUGUCUUCCAGCUAUCACCCCCCGAACCUGCUCCAUGUUUCUGGUGCUGAGGUGACGAAUGGGCUUCUUCAGCAGAGCAGUCAGGGUGAGCUUCAACUGACUGCUGAAGCACAGGACUAUCAGGAUGACAGCGAAGACAACAGCAAGAGAGCUUACAGGUGCAAUUGGUGUAGUAAGGGCUUCAAAAAGUCAAGCCAUCUGAAGCAACACGUGCGCUCCCACACUGGGGAGAAACCAUACAGAUGUAAUCUCUGUGGACGAGCCUUUGUUUCAGCCGGAGUGCUAAAGUCCCACCUCAAUACACACACAGGAGUGAAGCCCUUUAAGUGUAAUGUUUGCGAUGCCUCAUUCACUACUAAUGGGAGCCUCAAUCGCCACAUGAUCAUCCACAUCAAGUCUUUCAAAUGCUCCAUGUGUGACGAGAGCUUCAGGACCAGCCUGCUGUGUAAAAAGCAUAUGAAGAAGGAACAUGCUGUGGAGGAUCAAAUUAUAGGUCUGGAUAAUCAAGACAUUGCAGAAGAGGAGGAGGAAGAGGAAGAGGAAGGGGUGCAAAAGACAUCGAAGAGGAGGGGUUUGGAAAUCAUCACCUUCACAGAGGAGCAGGCGGCCGAGCUGGCGAAGGAUCCCGGUGAGGAGGCCACGGUGUCAGAGCGUAUCCUCGCCCAGUCGGCGGCUGAGAGGGAUCGAAUCAGCGAGAUCAAAGACAAGGCCGUGGAACUAGAAACAGAACCCAAGUUUGCCAAUUGCUGCAGUUACUGCCCCAAGAGCUUCAAGAAGCCCAGUGACCUUGUCAGGCAUAUCCGGAUCCAUACAGGGGAAAGACCAUAUAAGUGCGAUGAAUGUGGGAAGAGCUUUACAGUGAAAUCUACUCUGGACUGCCAUGUGAAGACACAUACAGGUCAGAAACUGUUCAGCUGUCACAUGUGCAACACCUCCUUCUCUACAAAAGGCAGCUUAAAGGUGCACAUGCGACUCCACACUGGCUCCAAGCCCUUCAAAUGUCCCUUCUGCGAGCUGCGCUUCAGAACUUCGGGCCACCGUAAAACCCACAUCCAAUGCCACCUCCGGCCAAGCAGCGACAGAAACAAAUCCAAGCGGUCCAUCUCAUCUAUUGGUCAGGCCAGUCAAGGUCAAGAGCCAGGGACUGGGCAGGCUGUGGCCUCGGGCCAGGGGCAGCAGCCAGCAGCUUCAGAGGCUCUUCAAUCUGUGGGUCUGCUACAAACAACCGGCUCUGAUCCUAAUAUUUACCUCCCUACCAACCAAGUUCUGACAGGGCAGUUUGAACAGAAUCUACUGCAACCAGGACUGGUGGGACAGGCCAUCCUGCCUGCCCCCAUGUCAGGAGACCUGACUGUCUCUCUCCCAGAUGGACUGACCACACUUGAUGGUAUCCACCUGCAGUUGACGAAUGCCAACCUGGUUUGCCCCAAUGUCCAGAUCUCUGGCAUCGACACCAGCAACAUCAACAACAUCACACUGCAGAUUGACCCUGCCCUACUCCAGCAGACUUUACAACAAGGUGGCCUCCUCUCUCAACCCUUGAGUGUAGACGCUGGCCUGGUCUCCCACUCUAGCAGCCAGCUCAUGUCCACCACUGACCCCUCAGUGUCCGCCAAUGUCGUCAUCCACCCACUGACCAGCCUGGCCCUACAGCCCUCCGCCAUCACACCUGCUCAGGUCACAAUGGCCGGCCUGUCUGAGCAGGACGCUACAAGCUCCCAGGAUCUAAGCCAUGUCAUGGGCACCUCCGGAUUGAUAGCUGGAGGCACCGGCGGCCAGGAGAUCACACUGACUAUCAACAAUCCCAGCCUGACUCAAGCCCUUGCCUCAGCUUCUUGUUCCAGUGCUGCGACAGGAAACCCUCAGGAGAUCACCCUCACCAUAUCAGGCCAGGAUCUGCUUGCUCAGCAUAGCAACCCUAAUGGUGCCGAAAUGAAUGGCACCAUAAGGCUAGCAUCACCACUAACCAGCCAGCCCACCGGUGCAACCUUGACUAUCACCAAUGACCACCUGCUACCUCAGAGCCCCGCCAAUGCUGGAAUGGCAGUCUCCAGCCUGCCGCCUAGCACCACCCUGUCACAUACUGCUGUCACAUCUCAAAGCCUAGUGAUGUCACCAGGAGGCGUGGCCAGUGAUAACAGUGUUACACUGACGCUGGCAGAUGCUCAGGGUAUGCUGGAUGGUGUCACACUAAACCUCAAUACACAGGGUCAAACAUUCCCUGCUGUGUUAAGUGACUCCAGUCUAUCAGGACAGCCAGCCAGCUCAGGCCAGCAGGUUAUAUUGGUCAGCCACCAUUCCCAAUCCACAAACGGAGUGUCUGACAAUGGCUACAAUAUUACUGAUGAUGGUCAUAAAGGUGUAAAGGAUGGCCAGACGGAAGCUGAUAAUCGGAACCAGUGUUACUACUGUAAUCAGGUGUUCCAGAAUGCCAACACACUGCGCCGCCACUGCAGACAAGCUCACGGCAAAGACCGCUGUCAUGUCUGCAGUCUCUGCAACAAGGCCUUUAAGCGAGCCACACACCUGAAGGAACAUGAGCGAGUGCACCAGCCGGGCCCGUCACCCAGCUCUCAGAAACCCAGAGUCUUCAGCUGCUCCUCCUGCGUGAAGGCCUUCGCCAAGCGCAGCCAGCUGGAGAGACACAACCGAACACACACAGGUGAGCGGCCCUUCAAGUGCAGUCAGUGUGACAAGGCCUUCAACCAGAAGAGCGCUCUGCAGGUCCACAUGGUCAAACACACUGGAAAGAAGCCCUUCAAGUGUGAGGUGUGCAGCAUCAGGUUCACCCAGAAGAGCAACAUGAAACACCACAUGAAGAGAUCCCACGGCUACGGUCAGAUCCAAGAAGUCUCCCUGAGCCAAGAAGAACAAGCACCCCAGGUUGAGGUAACGCCUGAACUUGACCUGGAAGUGGUUCCUGAGUCAUCUGGAGACUGGCACAAUGUCUUCCCCUAAACCACAUGAAUCCCGCAGUCAAAAAGCACUGUAGCACUGUGCACUGAUUGAGUUUCACAACUCAACAGCAAAGCUUUACCAAACAUUUUCCUCAUCUCAAAAGGGUUAUUUGGUCAGAAAAAAAGAUUGAAGACAUUAUAGAUUUGCUUCACUGUGUAGAGCUUUUUCGCUAGUAGCAGUCCCCUGUUGUUUAUCCAAAUUAGCAGUGAAAUAAGGGGAGUCUGGUUCCUUGUGAUUGGCCUAAUGUCUUUUAUCUGUUUUGGUACUGUCCGAUUGUCAUCAAUAUGAUGACCUCCGGAGAGGUUUGGCUCAAUAAAUGCAGGCAUCCCAGAGAAUUCUCCAGGUCCCUCUCAUGCUGCCCCUGUUGCGAAGAGAGGAAAGCGUACUCUGCAAAAAAAGCUCCCGACGGACAACUGCCUCGUCUCUUCAUUACUGGUCUGCUCACAGGGACUUCUGCAGAGCUGCUAACAACUGCACUGUUGUCAUGGCUUCAGUAACAGCGAUGUAACAGCACAUAACAUGGAAAGCUUUUUCACUACGCUACAUAAAAUCUCACUUUUUUCUUUUUCUUUUUUUUUAACGUAUUUAUACUGUACAUAGUUCACGUUGAGGUUAAAUGUCAUUUGUCAUUUGUUACAUGUUUGUGUUAGUUAGGCCAAAGUGGUGUACCAAACAUGUUGGUGAAGAACAGCAGUGAGCUGUGAAGACCUUGUUCAGCAUUUGACGAUGGACAAGCUUUUUGUCUGCAGUUUCCUUGUUGUUUUCAUAGCAUUUAGUCCCUCACAGCACCGUCAGUUUCUUUACUGUAGUUCCUUCUGUAAAUAGUGUAGUUAAAUUACGAAUAUUUUCUGAUGAUCUCUGUCAACAUAGAUUGGUUGGAAAUAUGUAAUUUGAGCAUAAUGUUGCAUUUGUUGUGAGGCAAAGCCGAUGUACAGAUGAUAAGCUGUUUCUUUUUUUCCAUUUUUAUUGUCUAUACUAAAUUAAGAAGAUUAAAGUAAUUUUUCUACUAA